Messenger RNA from Centruroides sculpturatus (bark scorpion), 542 nucleotides. RefSeq lists its product as uncharacterized. NCBI's taxonomy places the organism in Eukaryota, Metazoa, Arthropoda, Arachnida, Scorpiones, Buthidae. The record is from RefSeq and is a predicted model, not a curated record. Bases 39 to 515 code for a protein of 158 amino acids. The transcript has a single exon.
UGCGCUUGCUAUUUGGAUUAAUUAAUAAGAUUCACUUCAUGGAACCCUCAGUCAGAUUACGUGGAUCCUACCGAGGUGCUUUUACAAAGUUCGCCGACAAGGUGCAGGAGUUUUUGACGUUGAAGGUUGAAGAUUUCGAUUCGUGUGCUGGAUUUUUGGCUCAGUUACAGGAAAAAUAUUCUAAAAUAGAAACCAUCGACAAAGAAAUAUUAGAUAAGUUACAAAAAGAUGAGAAGUGUUCUCAACAGAUGUUGGAUGAAGAAAUUGAGGGUAUUGAGAAUUACAAUGGUACAUUUGUAGACUUGAAAACAAGACUAGAGUGCAGUUUGAAUACGUCGAAGGAGCUAGAUGAAACACGAAGUGAAGGCGAAACUGGCUGUUCUAAGGGAAAUUUUAAGCUACCAAAGAUUGAAUUGCAAAAAUUUGACGGUAAUUUGAAAAAUUAUCUUUCCUUUUGGGGACUAUUUAAGAAAAUACGUGAAGAUCCCAAUAUUUCGGAUUUGGAUAAAUUUUAAUACCUCAUUCAGUUGAUUCUGAAGGGC